This is a messenger RNA of Suillus plorans, 1305 nucleotides long. RefSeq lists its product as uncharacterized. The coding region runs from base 1 to 1305 and encodes 434 amino acids. The transcript has 4 exons. NCBI's taxonomy places the organism in Eukaryota, Fungi, Basidiomycota, Agaricomycetes, Boletales, Suillaceae. Gene Ontology annotation, molecular function: RNA binding. The record is from RefSeq and is a predicted model, not a curated record.
AUGUCAUCUGCGGCGUCCUCAUCAGACUCUUCUAGCCCACCACAGGUCAAGAGAAAGAGAGUUACCGAAGAAUGCGAUGAUGUAGCGCACGAAACAGACACAGCAGAUAAUGCACCAGUCCCAGAUGACUCUGUCGCGUUGUCUCACGCCGAAAAACGCAGACAGAAGAAAAAAGAGCAGAAAGCUCAAGAUCGGCCGUCGAAAAAGAGAAAGGUAACAGAUGGUUCCGAAGCUGGCGUCUCUACGAAACCCUCGAAGCCUGCUGGUAAUAGCAAGCCGAAGCGUCAGAAUUCGGUCUGGGUAGGCAAUCUAUGGUUCAAUACUACACCGGAUACAUUGCGAGAUUUCUUUGAUGGCGUUGGGGAGAUCACGCGAAUACACAUGCCCACAAAAAAAGGAACAAAAGGAGAGAAUAUGGGCUUUGCCUACGUCGACUUUGCUACGCCAGAUGCCAAAGUCAUAGCAAUAACCCAGUCCGAACGAGAGCUUCACGGUCGGAAUUUGCUGAUCAAAGAUGGAAAUGAUUUUGUGGGCCGUCCCACAAUUACACCACCGGCGGGAACACAAGAGGACGCCAAGGGUCCCUCUGCAGGCAAAUCAGUGAGCGGCUUGACGAAGACUCAACAGAAGAUUCUGCGUGUACAGAAGCAGCCUCCUGCACAAACAUUAUUCCUUGGAAAUCUUGGUUUUUAUACUACUGUGGACUCGAUUCGUGAACUCUUCGAGGCUCAUAGACACCCACAAAAGGCUGGAAAGGGUGUCAAAGCGAAUGACGCCGAGGCUAGUGCCGGGGAGGAUGACAAUGUCACAAAAGAUGUUUGGUUACGAAAGGUCCGUAUGGGAACUUUUGAAGACAGUGGUGCAUGUAAAGGAUUUGCCUUCCUUGACUUUACCAGCACCGAACAUGCAACUGCCGCCCUGCUCAAUCCUCGCAACCACCGUCUCAAUGGUCGAGAUCUAGUUGUAGAAUAUGCCUCUGCUGAUGCAGUCCGUCGAGGCGGCGGUCCAAGAUUACAAAGCGAACACAAAAGUGGUCCUGGCAAAAGACAUGGUGGUCGGCAAUCCGACGCGACUGAGUCACGUCCACGAUCUCAACCACGCCCGGGAACGCGUGGUGAAGAUGAAAAAGAACACAUCCCACAACAAGAUGACGCAGAACCAACACGACGGAAUCAAAAGGAGGGUCCACGACAUAUAAAAGCUGACAGGGUUCGAGGACGCCCGAAACCUGGUGCCGCAUUGGCCCAAGCGCCACGUGAAUCGGCUGCUAUCAUACCCAGCCAAGGUCAGAAGAUUGUCUUCUAG